Messenger RNA from Patiria miniata (bat star), 767 nucleotides. Its product is annotated as mucin-5AC-like. The record is from RefSeq and is a predicted model, not a curated record. NCBI's taxonomy places the organism in Eukaryota, Metazoa, Echinodermata, Asteroidea, Valvatida, Asterinidae. The transcript has 3 exons. Bases 127 to 576 code for a protein of 149 amino acids.
AGUGCACAAAGACUGGAAUACUUCCAGAGUUAACUUGAGAAGAAACCAAGAUACGUCCGUUUCGUCCGGUUGAACAACUUCCAGUGGGUCAACGACCUAUGCCUGCGAGUUGAUAUUCUGGGAACGAUGCACAUAGUCAAUUCCUUCUCUGCCGACUUUGAGGACACGGUACCCUUUUGGCAAGAUCGUUCGGUAAGCAACGGGACAUGGGCGUGGCAUAGAUACGGAGACUUCGCCGAGGACAAUGUCACUCGCGCUUUCGACAGCAGUUUUAUCUUCUACGAUUGGAUGAAUGCAGCGUCAGAUUGUAUCGACGGACACCUGUCGACAUCAAACGGGCCCAAUAACAGCAUUACGACUCAGAUGCCGACCCAAUCCACAACAUUGCGUUCCUCGACGCUUCUGUCUACUACACCACGGUCCACAACGUCACAAUCCACACAACCUCUGUCAUCCACAGCAUUCCCAAAUACUGGAUCGAACGUAACAAUGCCAGCAACAUCUACAGCAAAACAGACAUCCGCAACAUCAACAUCCACAACACCGACAUCCACAACACCGAUAUCCACAACAUGACAUCCCCAACGCCGAUAUCCACAUCCACAACACCGGCAUUCACAACACCGACAUCCGCAACAUCGACAUCCACAACACCGAUAUCCACAAUAAUGACAUCCCCAACGCCGCAUCCACAUCCACAACACCGAAUCCACAACACCGACAUCCACAACACCGACAUCCGCAACAUCGACAUCCACAACACCGAU